AUGUCGUCUUCGAAGCCAAUCCGUCGACUCCAGAUCAAACACGAAAACGAUCUUCCCAGCGACGCCGCUGCUACUCCAGGAGGAACGAUGUUCGGAACUACUCCCGGCGGAUCGAAAAUCAUUUACGAUCGACUCUAUUUGAUGCGAAUGAAGUCGUCGCCAGCAUCAAACACACCUCCAAAGGGCAUGACUCCCGUGCGAGGCAUCACCUUAAUCCCCGAGGCUGCUAACGAGCAAAGCGCCUCAGGCGACGCGCAAAAGACAAAAACGAUCCCGGAGGCGAGCGCCGAAGAGAUCGAAAAAGCCAACGCCGAAGCAGACAUUACUCCAGCCGACGACAUGGAAUUGUAA
Messenger RNA from Oikopleura dioica, 351 nucleotides. The record is from the annotation of a GenBank genome assembly. Lineage: Eukaryota; Metazoa; Chordata; Appendicularia; Copelata; Oikopleuridae.